AUGGGAAAGUUGGAUUUGAUUGAAGAAAAUAGUCAAUUGAUAUUCCACAGCAUAGAAAAUAAUGAUUUCACCUUCUUGGUAUCUACUGGGGUUGUUCCUUUAUUACAAUUUAUAAGUAAGAUUGAAAACACAAAAUAUUUAUUCGUUAGUGAUGAUACAAGUUUAGCUACAAGGUUUAAAAACGUUCCAUAUCAGACAUCGGUUUAUGAUUCCAGGUUCUCUGUUGUUGGGUCUUCUUGGGUGACUUAUGAUUUGUGUAUUUAUCUAAUCAGUGAAGAUGUCAGGUUUUUCGAAUUGUUUGAUUUUAUUAUACUUGAUGGGAUAGAUGAUCGUGAACCCGAAUCUGAAUACUUGUUUUCUUUGAUGUUGAAUUUGAAAAUGAUUGGAAAGUACAUCAUCCCUCUGAAGUCAAAUUUUAAAACAGAGUUAUACACUGGAUUUGUUGGAAAUUUUGGAUAUACAUCAAAUGUCCUAAAGCUUAAAGAAGAACCAUCGAAAAGCGUUUAUUAUCUACCUUCAGAUCCGUCAAAUCUUAAUAAAGAAAUCAUCAAGACAAUCAAUGACAUACUGGUGAUUGAAAAAAGUUUAGAACAAUGUGAUAUCUUGGUCAUGUUGAGUUCAUUUAAUGAGAUUCAAGUUUUCAAAACUCAACUUGUGGAUGCAGACAUUAAGCAUGAUUUCUCCAUAUUGACAGAUUUAUCAGCUUAUAAAACCAUUGGAGCUCAUAGAAGAGUUAUAUUAGCAACAGAUUCAAAAAUUCUCCGAGAUGUUGAUCAUAGAAUAAGGUAUAUUGUUGACUCUGGAGUUAUGAAAUUGAAGAAAUUUGAUGAAUGUGGGUUAGAAUCCUUUAGUACGAGAUUCACAAAUAGAAAUCAAAUUUUACAACAUUUAUCAAUACUGGAACAUGGUAAUUCUAGUUAUUUUGGAAUGUUUGUUGAAGACAAAAUUGUUGAUUUUGAGUAUGGUAUUAAUGAUUGCUUUCUUGUUCAAUUAUUAUAUUUUUUGAAAAUUGGAUUAGAUGUUGAAAAAUUUGAAUUUUUGAAAUCACCAAUGGAACAAGUUAUUAAAAGUGCAAUCAAUUUAUCAAUUUAUCUUGGAUUAGUUAAAAUUGAAGAUGGUUCUGAAAUAAAACUAACUGAACUUGGUUCAACAGUGAUGAAAUUUCAAGUUGAAUUAGAGAUCUCAAGUCUUUCAUUAUUCAUUGCAUUAUCAAUAUCAAAUAGAUUCAAUUCAACAAAUGAGCUUUUAAAAAUAUCAUCAUUAUUGUUAAGUUGUAAUGUUGAUUCAUUAUCAAGAGAUUUGAAAAAUUUUAAUCAUCACAAGACCAGAACUCAUGAUGUGCCACAAUCAGAUUUCCUCACUCUACUAAACAUUUUUGACACAAUGAUCGAGAACCAGCAACACAUUAAACAAUCAUCACAAGUAUUUAGAGACAGUGUCAUGAGUAAAGAGGCGAAAAAACAGAUCUUGCAUUGUUUUAAGCAAUUGAGAAGUAAAUUGAAUCAACCAGUUAACUUUGAAAGGGCAAUUGAAGAUGAUAUUCAGAAAUGUUUAUUCUCGGGAUUCCAGCUACAUGCCAGUACAGUGUUGCAGAAUGUGUCAAAUCCAGGUACAAUUGAAUUAGAGCCCAUAUUAAGCAAAAGACCUGAUCGAUUAAAUGAAAUGGACAAAGUCAAGAUAAUUUUAACUAGUGAUCUCUAUGAAAACAAUGAUAUCAUAAUUUACCAUAGCCGUGAGUAUUUCUUUAGUUUGUUAUUGCUGACGUUUGCUCUUUGA
Hansenula anomala is the source of this 1776-nucleotide messenger RNA. RefSeq lists its product as uncharacterized. Gene Ontology annotation, cellular component: intracellular anatomical structure. The record is from RefSeq and is a predicted model, not a curated record. NCBI's taxonomy places the organism in Eukaryota, Fungi, Ascomycota, Saccharomycetes, Phaffomycetales, Wickerhamomycetaceae. Bases 1 to 1776 code for a protein of 591 amino acids. The transcript has a single exon. Gene Ontology annotation, molecular function: RNA binding.